Molecule: messenger RNA, 1251 nt
Organism: Homalodisca vitripennis (glassy-winged sharpshooter)
Lineage: Eukaryota; Metazoa; Arthropoda; Insecta; Hemiptera; Cicadellidae
Product: neuropeptide CCHamide-2 receptor-like
Exons: 1
Coding region: 108-1019 (303 amino acids)
Biological process (GO): G protein-coupled receptor signaling pathway
Cellular component (GO): membrane
Molecular function (GO): G protein-coupled receptor activity
Source: RefSeq, a predicted model, not a curated record
UUACAAGAUGACAGACCUAGAGGACUACAUCCCCUUCUGGAGGAAACUUGAGGUGUACACGAUGCCAUUCGUCUUCACACUCAUCUUUGCAUUAGAGGUUGUUGGAAAUGGAAACACUGAUCCUGAUCUUCUUACGACACAGAAUCACGAGAAAUGCUACCAAUAUCUACAUUUUUGCUAUGGCUCUUGCCGAUUUUCUAGUCAUCAUAAGUUUCCUUCCCAACAUGUAUAUGAUCUUUACAUUAGAGUUUUGGCCUUGGGAUGGUAACGUCUACGCGAUGAUCGAGACUAUCAAGGCAGUUUCUACCGGAGUGUCUGUGUUUUCCAUGACAGCCUUCGCUGUGGAACAGUAUCGUGCGAUCGUCCGUCCAGUGGAUCAACAAAUGUCAUCUAAACCUUUAGCAAUCAAGAUGAUCUUGGCCAUUUCGGUGAUUUCUAUUGCAUUUGCGAUUCCUACAAUACUAUACUCACACUGUGAAAAACUAUAUAUGCCAGGAAUAGAUGAUUCACUUUCCAUCUGCAUGACUUUUCCUUCCAGAGAGUACGGGAAGGUCAUGAUCACUUUUGAUUUCGUGACUUACUACCUUUCCCCGAUCAUCGUGAUUGGUAUCUUAUACUUCAUGAUGGCCAGACAUUUGUCACUGUCCGCACGUUGUUCCUCCAAUGAACAAGUACAAGAUCAACCGACUGAAAUCCUAGCCAAGAAACAAUUUGCAAGCACAGUCUCUGCUUUCCUGAUCAUCUUCACCAUCUGCUCUUUCCCCAUUCGAAUUUUCACGUUGUGGUAUUUCUACAACCCAAACUGGGCAGAGAAUUAUAACGAAUACUGGCAUUUAUUUAAUUUUAUUGGAUUCUGCCUAUUUCUCUUCAACUUUUGUUUGAAGUCUGUUGUCCUCUGCUCCACCAGCAACUCUUACCGGAAAUACUUCAACUACUACCUGGUAUGCCGCUUUCAUAAGACAUUAGACGAGUUCACCCUUAUACCAGAUACCAACUCCACCGAAACAGGUGUUUUAUGAUAAUGUGGCUUAUGUCAAGCCGCGAGGAGAUUUAACAAGACAUAACGUUGAACUAUCUGAUUUACUGAUUACGUUAACUGAUUUAGAAAUUAAGUGGUUGUUGAAUCUUAAACGUUCAGUUCCACCGUAUUAAGGCACUGGAAUAAUAUUCAAAUGCUUUACCUCUUGUCUUUAUUUGUAUAUUAGUCAAUAUAAUUUUUGAAGUUGUGUAUAUUUGUUCAAAAAGGCAACU